Hippocampus comes (tiger tail seahorse) is the source of this 5369-nucleotide messenger RNA. It is a transcript of the gene zfyve9a, whose product is annotated as zinc finger, FYVE domain containing 9a. The coding region runs from base 1060 to 4335 and encodes 1091 amino acids. NCBI's taxonomy places the organism in Eukaryota, Metazoa, Chordata, Actinopteri, Syngnathiformes, Syngnathidae. The transcript is spliced from 19 exons. Gene Ontology annotation, biological process: endosomal transport. Gene Ontology annotation, molecular function: metal ion binding. The record is from RefSeq and is a predicted model, not a curated record. Gene Ontology annotation, cellular component: early endosome membrane.
UGCUCCGACCUUGCCCCGCCAUUGCAGCGGCGCCGACGGGCGCGGGAGUCCGAGUGGGUAGCGGCGGUGUCGUGGUGCUUUAGCUAGCUUAUUAGCAUUUACUCAGCAUAAGACCAAACCUCCUUAAAAUAUACACCGCAUUUACACUAUGAAGACAUAUGAUAACAUUAGUUUGGGUUAUUUUUUUGUUUAAAAUACAUAGUUGGACAAUUUUCUUCGGUUCGCUCCGGGUGACGCGCACCGACUCGGUGGCCGUCCGUCCGAGCGGCGGGUUGACGCGGUCACUCGGCGUUCUCAGUUCUGCUGCCCGCUGAAGCCCUCGAGGCUAAAAAUAAGCGUUUAAUUUCCCGUCUUUUUUUUUGACGCAGCCUGCCUACCAAAUCCGCGAGGCGAUACUCUUUCGCCAUGGUUUGGCACAAAGCAAAACAAGACCGCUGGACAAGUUAAUUCGUGGACGGACGUCCAAACGCAGCUAGCACCUCAAGCUAAUUCAGCGAGUUAAAAUUAAGAAAGAAAGCCUCGCUAACUGUUAUUUACAUGUCAGACUUAGUUUUAAAACCACACUACUCUUCUGUUGUUCGUCCAUGAGUAGUGUUUACCACCUGCCUUUAGCCCCAAGGGGCUUUUGCUGAGGUAAUCCAAGUUAAGUAGAGGUCUGUUUUUACCAUAAGCCCCCUUUAUACUCCCUGGAAGACCCGGCAAACAACCCUUUUCUGAUUUGCCACUGACAUGGAAGUCGACCUGACAAUUUGCCAUCUUCGAAUGCAGUAUCGGAAACCCUUUUCGCUUGGAAAGCCUGUUAAAUUCCAGAAUCAGAAUAAACACAGGAUAUCUAGCAUCAAUCACUUUGUGCCUUUCUCACGGAACGCAGCAAAGAGACAAUUGAAGAAACUGACGCCCUUUCCACACCACCAGAAAAGCGUGGACGCCUGCCAUAGCAGCUCAAGUGUUCACUGAGAGGGGAAACGUGCUCAGAUCAAAGACGGCCUGCGACUACUGAGAAGGACCUCUGUGUAGGUUCACGCUGGCCGCAGAGGAGGAGGAGCAGUUUCCUGAUCCAUGGAGAAUUAUUUCCAGGCCGAGGCUUUCAACUUGGACAAGGUGCUGGACGAGUUUGAGCAGAACGAAGAUGAGACUGACUCCCCUCUCUUCACGGAUGCCAAGUGGACCCAGAUUCUAGCACCACCUGCCCACCUGCUCUCUUUGAACCCCGCCCUGGCCCACGCUGACCUCAGCCCCCAGGAGAGUCUGCAGCCACUGAAGACUCUCCCCGAUCCCAAAAGACCUACCGGCGGUGAGCCGGCCGAUGUCCACAGCCCACCCCUGCCGCAGCCCAACAUCGGCAAACUGGUGGGGACGGACAGCCGUUCGCCGCUGUCCGUCACGGCCUGCAAGGAGCAGCACGGGGACGCCUCCGCCGCGUCCUGCUUCACCUUCGAGGUGGGACUAGAGCAAGAAGGGAAUCCCUCUGAGAAGGUUCAUCCACACGUGAAGCCGGCUACUUUGAAUGGAGAAGGCAGUUCGCCGUAUUCUGAGCAAGAAAGACAAAGUGGCGAGCAGGUAGAACGUUUUCUAAAUGGAGGAGUGGGUAGAGACUCUGUGUCCAGACCUCAGUCUGAGCAGCUCCUUUCCAACGGUUUACAACACGAGAAUGAGAGCCGACUAAAUGUCCGGGAGGAGGAAGAGGAGGGGAGGCUCUCUCCCUCACCCGUGCCGUCCAAGGAAGACUCUGUGACGGAGGAGAAGGAGAUGGAGGAGAGCAAGCAGGAGAGCGGUGAAGGGGCAGCGUCAGGCGGCGUUAUUGCGAAACUGAACAACAGCCGCCUACAACCUGUCAGCGUCCCAUACGGUGGGGCGCGACCCAAGCAGCCUGUCAGCCUCAAACUCCAAAUCCCACAGCCCCUUGUGGGCCAAGUGCAGAACCAGCUGAGUAGCAAGAACAAGAACCUGGAUAACCGCAGGGGGACGCCGCCCGAACCGACGCUCGGCGGGACCGAGGUGACUUCGGCGGUGAACGGCGUCACGGUCCUCCCCACUUCUGCCCUUGCUUUGUCCUCGGAGAGUCCGGACAACGACCUUCAGGCAGGACAGCACGGCUCCCUCAGUGGGAAGUCCCCAAGCCCGCUGGGCAAGGUGGCCCCGGUGUGGGUGCCUGACUCACAGGCCCCCGUCUGCAUGAGGUGCGACGCCAGGUUCACUUUUACCAAGAGGAGGCACCACUGCAGGGCCUGUGGCAAGGUCUUCUGUGCCACGUGCUGCGGCCUGAGAUGCAAACUGGUGUACAUGGACGGGAAGGAGGCUCGCGUCUGCGUCACCUGUCAUUUGGCCCUAACCAGCGCUCCGACGUCGUCGGAUUCUCAUCUCACAGCUGGCAACAACCACAGUCCCAACCCCAACAACCCAGCCGAGUACUGCUCUACCAUCCCUCCCCUGCAGCAGGCCCAGGCCUCGGGCGUGCUCGGCUCGCCCCCGCCCACUGUCAUGGUGCCGGUGGGCGUCCUCAAGCCACCUGGCAACGAGGGAUCUGUCACACGGGACCAGAAAAAGGUGUGGUUCGCGGAUGGCGUCCUACCAAAUGGCGACGAGGCAGAGUCCCCCAAAACUCCCGUGCCCACGCAACGCACCGGCAUCUCGACAAAUGCAAGCAAAACCUCCGGAUCGGACGCUGCAGGGGCCACCCCUAACCCCAUGGGUCCAGUGGGCAGCCCAGUGGGUAGUGCCCUCAGCUUGAUCCCGGAGGACGGGCUCCCUCCCAUCCUCAUCUCCACCGGAGUCAAAGGAGGUACGGGAGGCCACAUCACAGACUAUGCAGUGGAGGAGCGUCCCUCAGCGAUGGUCCUCAUGCAGCAGCUGGAGGAGGGAGGCCCUGAACCGCUGGUCUUUGUCCUCAACGCCAACCUUCUCGCUAUGGUCAAGCUCGUCAACUAUGUCAACAGGAAGUGCUGGUACAUGACGACAAAGGGCAUGCAUGCUGUUGGCCAGGCCGAGGUUGUGGUUCUGCUCCAGUGUCUACCUGAGGAGAAGGCCAUCCCAAAGGACAUCUUCAAACACUUUGUACAUCUUUACCAGGAGGCCCUCAGUGGAAACGUGCUGGGCCACCUGAGCCACUCCUUCUUCACGCAGAGCUUCCUGGGCAGCAGGGAGCACGGCGGCUUCCUCUAUGUUAGCCCCUCCUUCCAGUCCCUGCAGGACCUGCUGCUGCCCAACCCGCCCUUCCUCUUCGGCGUACUCAUCCAAAAAUGGGAGACACCCUGGGCUAAGGUCUUCCCCAUCCGCCUCAUGCUACGGCUGGGUGCCGAGUACCGAUUUUAUCCGUGCCCGCUCUUCAGCGUGCGCUUCCGGAAACCGCUCUUUGGCGAGACUGGCCACACCAUCAUGAAUCUGCUGGCAGACUUCCGCAACUACCAGUAUGCAUUGCCGAUGGUGAAAGGCCUGGUAGUGGACAUGGCAGUUAAGAAGACGAGCAUAAAAAUCCCCAGCAAUCGCUAUAAUGAGUUGAUGAAGGCCAUGAACAAGUCCAAUGAGCACGUGCUCGCAAUGGGCGCGUGCUUUAACGAGCGCGCCGACUCUCAUCUGGUGUGCGUGCAGAACGACGACGGAAACUACCAGACGCAGGCCAUCAGCAUCCAUCAUCAGCCGCGCAAAGUGACCGGCGCUUGUUUCUUUGUGUUCAGUGGUGCCCUGAAGGCCUCGUCGGGUUUCUUGGCCAAAACUAGCAUUGUAGAAGAUGGUGUGAUGAUCCAGAUCACAGCAGAGACCAUGGAUGCUUUACGGCAAGCGCUGAAGGACAUGAAGGACUUCACCAUCACGUGCGGCAAAGCCGAGCAAGAGGACAACCAGGAGCAGGUGCAUGUCCAGUGGACGGAUGACGACCAUGACUUCAACAAGGGUGUCAUCAGUCCGAUCGACGGCAAGUCGAUGGAGUCCAUUGCCAGCGUGAAGAUCUUCCAUGGCUCUGAAUUCAAGGCCAACGGCAAAGUGAUCCGCUGGACGGAGGUGUUUUUCCUUCGGAGUGACGACCAGCCCAAUGGCCUGAGCGACCCAGCCGACCACAGCCGCCUGACAGAGAAUGUGGCGCGGGCCUUCUGCAUGGCAUUGUGCCCGCACCUCAAGCUGCUCAAGGAGGACGGUAUGGCCAAGCUGGGCCUGCGCGUCACACUUGACUCGGACCAGGUGGGCUACCUGGCAGGAAGCAAUGGGCAGCCACUUCCUCCUGCGUACCUGAGCGACCUGGACAAUGCGCUAAUUCCCGUCAUUCACAGCGGCGCCUGCCAGCUCAAUGAGGGCCCUGUGGUCAUGGAGCUGGUUUUCUACAUCCUAGAGAUCAUCUCGUAAAAACUCAAGGCGACUUUUCCAAGCGUGAGUUAAGUCCGUUUUGGCCAUCGGGUGGCGUUAUGUAGCUCCAAAGACUUAUGGCCAUGCACUUGGACCUUGCUGACUGCAACAGAUGCACCGGAUGCCCUUUUUAAAAUAUUUUUUUUUCUCUCCUGCACACGGUGCUCAGUGCCUGCUUUUUUUGUUUGAUCUCAUCGCUAAAGCUUUACUCCUCAAUCACCACACGCAUUGACUCUAUGUACAUUUUGUGUGUGUGGGUGUGCGUGUGCGCGCGGGCUGGCAGAAGAAGCAGCUUGUAGCCUCCUGAGAUUACACAAAAAAAAAAAAAUAACAAUAAGAACAAUAUUGGUGAAUAGAGUACAGUUUCUGAUGGAUUAUUACUCAUCAACCAUUUGGAGGGAAAAAACGAGACAAACACUGUUUCGGUGAUGUUUUAAUCACAAAUGCGUAAAAAUACAAAAUUACACACACAUACACGUAUAAUGCAGAAACCGUGCACUGGAUUCUAAGCCAUCUCUAGGAGUGUUUGUGAAGACAAAACUUGAAUGUAGAGUAGUUCACAGCAAGUUUGUCUGCCCUGCGACAUGGACCUGGCUGAGAAUGUAUCCCUUCUCUUUUUUGUGUUUUUCUGUACAGUCUCCAUCUUACUAUUAGUCCCUAUGAAGGAUUUUAUUCAAGCCAAAUUGUCGUUAGAAUCUCCACUCUUCGAGACAAUCAGGUGCUUACUCACAUCUGCUGUUUCAAACUAACUUGCAUACAGUACAGUAUGUCCACUCAAAUCAUCCCGAAUUAGAAAGAGCAUGGAGCACUUUUUUGUCUAUUUCUUUGCAUGCCUGCACAGUCUGAAACCAUUAAGGGAUAAGAAAGGUCAGCUUUGCAUUAUGUUCAAAAAUAUUUUUCUAUGAUCAUAAAUAUCCAUUAAAAAGUUCCAAAGCCCUGUAUAGCCCCUACCCUUCACAAUAAAUAUAAACAAAUAUCAUAUAAAUAUUACCUACUCCAAAAUUGAGUAGUUUGUCAAAUAAAUGUAAAACAAA